This is a messenger RNA of Diatraea saccharalis (sugarcane borer), 1433 nucleotides long. The record is from the annotation of a GenBank genome assembly. Lineage: Eukaryota; Metazoa; Arthropoda; Insecta; Lepidoptera; Crambidae.
CUGCACCGGCACUCACUCAAUAAGACUCAAAUCGUCCUUCUGUUUGUUGCAGGAAACGUCUGAAACGAGUCACUUCAAAGGGCCGAGUUCGACAUCAAACGACCCCAAUCCCGAGUGGCCAUUAAACGCUAAUUCAAUCAUAAAAACAAACAUGCCAUACUAUUUCCGUGAUCUAUGAACACACACAUGAACUCGGAACAGGAAAGCAUACACAAAGGUAACACUGAAGAUAUGCAAACUGUAGUUUCCAAUUAUGUCACUCCUGACCUGAUAGAGCAAGCUGAUAGUAGGCUAAUAGACAUCCACAAUGGAUUUCAGAACAAUAAUUACAGUAUAGAUUACGCUUAUGAUAAAAGUCCAGAAGAAAAAGUAAACAUCGAUGAAGAUAAAGAUGAAGAACUAAUUAUAACAGAUGAUAUUGUAGAAGAAACUAAAGAAUCUCACGAAACAAGUGUUACCAUCGAUAAUUUAGAAGAAGAGCGAGAUAAUAAUGAACAGAUAACGAAUACUGAAGAGCUUAGAAAAGUGGAGUCCUUUGAACCGUCUUGGCAUCCACAUGUCUAUGGUAAACCACCUAAAAUGCCAACGCCACAUACUAUAGAAUACAUAUUAGGUAUAAAUGGGAGAGGUAAUGAUGAAAACAAAAGAAAUGUGAGUCAGUUAAUAAAAGUCAAAAGAAAUUUCGAUGUAAGAAUGCCUUAUUCGAACGAAAAGAGUAUACAAGUUCAGACUGAUGUGCCGGAUAGAAAGUUAAAUAUAAGUGUACAUAAGAAUAAACUGCAGGAACAGUUAUUGCAGAGGGUUGUUAGAACUAGUGAUAGUGAAUUGGAAAAAGUGCAAUACGGGUUUAAGGGUGAUGAUCAGCCGUUGAAUCUGUCUGUGCCGAAAUCCAGAGAGUCGAGCUGGAGUUCCACAGACGAAGACAAAAUUUGUAAAGAUCCAUCAAAGCUGAUAAAAAGAAAAAAGUCCACGGACGAUGUGAGAUCUCCUCUCGGCGGUGAGGGCUCCCUGACCAGCGAGGAAGGCGAAGACCAAGGAGUAGGCAGGAGAAAAAAAGCGAGAACCACCUUCACUGGACGACAGAUCUUCGAACUCGAGAAGUUGUUCGAAGUGAAGAAGUACCUGUCUUCAGGAGAAAGGGCUGAUAUGGCCAAGUUGCUGAAUGUCACAGAAACACAGGUAAAGAUAGUCUUCAUAAGUUCAUUUAUUUUUAUAAGUAAACCAGCUAAACUCGGAGAUAUGUUUCCCCUAGGGUUAGAAAUCUUUAUGCCUUUUUCACUCAUUUUCUAAUUAUAAUGGUAAUCUAAGGAUGAAAUUCUUAGGCCAUAUAAACACGCCGAUGGAAUUGACUUGACUUUUUUAAUUGUCUUCUAGUUAUACUGUAUAUAAGUCAAUAAUAAGGGAUUAAUAUCACUCUUAGAAGGUCAGCCUUA